UGCUUUAAAUAGAACCUUUAAAAAGAGCAUUAUGAACCGUGUGGGUGUGGUAUGACUGGAAAGAUGCAGGCUCCCCCUUGUGGCUCUAAGCUAGAUAGCAUUCAAUCCACUUAUUGUGAGUGGAUUUUAAUCAUGACUUGUGAUGAAAUUGUCUAUUGUCCCAAAUGAAUUCUCUGAUCCAGAUCCAUGGUGCUGUGUCAAAACACUGAUGUUAUCUUAGGUGACUAAACCAAUCCAGUUUGACCACUGGUGGCUUCACUGUGUUUCUGAGCUUUUAGCAGAUUUGAGUGAAAGGAGUGAAAAGAGAGAGAGAGAGAGAGAGUCUGGAAAACCUGUAAAAGGUUAGAGGGUCAACACUGAUAUAAGCUUAGAGUCCAUUAGUGGAUUAUAAUCAUAAACUCUCCAUGGCUACUGCAUCUCUCUUGGAUUAAAGUGUGUGUGAGCGAAGAGAGAGAGAGAGUUAAGCUGAGAGAAAAUUCAAAGGUAGAACACAACACACUGACUGGACUGAUAAACAGUCAGGUUGGAACAGUUGGCAGCUGGUGAAGCUCCGUCGUCCAGCUGAUAAAAGUCUCUCGCCAAAGGAAUCAUGGAUGUCGACGUGGAGGGGAUUAUCCAGUGCAUCAAGCAGGGAGAUGAGAGUGGUGUUCAGGCUCAGCUGCAGGAAUUCAACAAAGAGUUUGCCCAGUGCUUCUUCUUCGAUGCGGAGGAGAGGGACAGACGGAAACAAAGGAAACUUGAAGAGUUCAGGAAGAAUAAAGUGAGGGAGUACGCCGACUCUGACUCUGAGUGUGAUGAGUAUGACCAGGAGGAUCGAGGCCUCCUCCUCAGACAAAACUUAGCCGUUGUCCUUGUGAGAUUCAUCAGGACAGAAAUGAAAAGUAGUGUGUUGAGAGUCUCUCUGCGGGCCCUGAGGAUCCUGUCCAGGGACAAAAAGGUCCUGGCUCCCCUGGUGACCGACGGUGCCCUGCUGACUCUGGCCAAACGAGCCGGGCUGACCACAAGCGACGCCAGUGAAGAAGCCACUGACCCUGACUCCGUUUUCUACGACAACAUCAUCGCUUCCCUUGCCGAGGCCAAGGUCUUACAGUGCCGCACCAACGAGGACGAAGGCGAAGCUGAAGGCGCCAAAGCCACUGACCAAAACUCCUUUGACGAGGAGGAGGAGGAGGAGGAGGAGGACGCCAAGAGCGACGUCAGCGCCGCCUACAGCGGAGACGCGGACGCCAUGAGCUGGUCGGCGAGCCACCGGACCAGCAUCAACGAGAUGCACCGAGGGAGCAUCCAUCACAGGGUCCUGGAGCGAGGGAGGAGGGACCGCAGAGAGAGCAAGAUGCAGGGGGCAGAGGAAGGCGAGGAGGAGGAGGAAGGAGAGUCAGGGGAGGAGGCCGCGAGAAAAGAGGCCAUGAAGGUGUUGUGUAACGUGGUGUACAACAGCACCUGGGCUCAGGGGAGGUUCAGUGCUCUCAGGCUCCUCAGUGGCCUCGUCCAGUGUCUGUCCUCCAGCAUCAGGUGCUCAUCUCCCUCCAGUGUUCAGUUCUAUGAACUGCGCCUCAUGUUCCUCACCACUGCUUUGCGGCCGGAGCUCAGCACUCAGCUGCAGCAGGAGGGAGGGCUGUCCAUCCUCACUGCAGCCUUGGAGAGGAGCCUGGACGUUCAGUGGAAGGACCAGUAUGUGUGUGAGCUGGAGCCCACGCCAAACCCCAUCUCUCUGGAUGCGUCUCAGCAAAUCACUGAGAUACUGAAGAUCCUCUUCAACAUCAGCUACAGCAGCCACAGACAAGAGCCCAGUGAGGAUGACGCAGCUCUUUACCGACACCUGGUGGCAAUCCUACGUCUCUGCCUGAUGAGGAAGUGCAUGCUGUCAGAUGACACUGAUGAACUGCAGGGUCACACGGUGAACCUGCUGUCAGCGCUGCCUCUGCAGUGUCUGGACGUGCUGCUGCUGGCGGCUCCAGAGCCGGGCUCGGAGCAGUGUGAGGGGGUCAACAUGGACUGUGUGCACACUCUGCUGACGUUCAUGGAGAGGCGGCUCGACUCGGGCGAUAAGAUGAAAGAGAAGCUGACACCUGUCCUCAACCUGCUCACAGAGAGCUGCAGGUCCCACAGAGAAACACGACACUACAUCAGGCAACACAUCCUGCCUCCUCUGACAGACGUGUCACACAGACCGGAGGAGGGUUCCACAGUGAAGAGUCGACUGAUCCGCCUCAUGACUCACCUGGACACUGACCUCAAACACUGUGCCGCGGACCUCAUCUUUGUCCUCUGCAAGGAAAACGUGAGGCGUUAUGUGAAGUACACGGGUUACGGUAACGCAGCAGGCCUGCUGGCCACCAGGGGUUUGCUGAGCGGCCAGAGGCCCAGGGUUUUCAACUCGGUCACUCGCUACUCGAGCGACUCAGACUCGGACACUGAGGAGUACCGGAAGGUCAAAGAUCGGGUCAAUCCUGUGACCGGGCGGCUGGAGGCGGAGCAGUCGGACCCGAUGGAGGGAAUGACAGAGGAAGAGAAGGAAGAGGAGGCCAAGAAGCUGAUCACGCUGUUCAGCAAACUGUCCCGGAGCAACAUAAUCCAGCCCAUGCAGGUGAAUUCAGAGGGGAAGCUGGUGCCACUGUCAGGACUCAGAGAUCAUUCCCUCUCAGAGGAGGAGAGGUCUGAGUCAGAGAACGAUGGAGAGGCAGAGAAAGGCGACAACAACUGAAACUGCUAGUGCUACUGUUUGUUUAUUUAUUUAUUUAUUUAUUUAUUUAUGUAUGUAUGUAAUAAUCCAGUUUCCGUUUGAAAUUGCAUAUCUGACAUAUUUGGAUGUACGACUUGAAGACAUCCUUUAUAGAACAGAAUCAAGUCAGGAAAGGAUGUUAAAAGUGUUUUUUCAAAAUAAUAAUUAUAAUAUUAUGGAGUUGUAAACACGGGAUUGACUGACAGCAGGUCAUCAGCAGGAAGUGUCGUCUUAGCAACAAGUCCUAAAAUUUUAAUUAGUUGUGCUGAUGUGUUUACACAGUUUUUAAGAUAAGACAUUUACAUAACUUCAAAUCUAUGCCACACAUGGGCUGUGAAAUGUCGCCUCUAUAGCGCCACCUAACACGUUUGGUUACAACAACCUCAGGAUACUCCAGCCUCCUGACACUUGACACCCAUAGGCAAGGGAUCAAUUCAGUUUUUAUUGUAUGAUGCAGAAAAGGGAUUUGAUGUGUUUUAUGAGUGCAAGCUUCACAGCGCCCCCUAGUGAGCAGCUUCAGCAGCUGCCAGUGUCCAGUGGCGUACCAUAAUAACAAUUCCACAAAAGGUUGAAAUUAAAUUAAAUUUUUUUCAAGUUUGUAUUAGACAAUAAAAAGUCAGACUGUUCUUUGAGGGAAAUUCAACUUCUCAAACAUGAAAAUCAACCAAAUUUGACAAAAAGAUCAGUAGAAGAGACUCAGAGAUGAUAGAAUCUCUGCUCUGUUUUUCUCAAACACAAUAAAACGAAUUAAACCAGA
Messenger RNA from Solea senegalensis (Senegalese sole), 3479 nucleotides. RefSeq names its product synembryn-A. Bases 590 to 2704 code for a protein of 704 amino acids. Gene Ontology annotation, cellular component: cytoplasm; plasma membrane. The transcript is spliced from 14 exons. Lineage: Eukaryota; Metazoa; Chordata; Actinopteri; Pleuronectiformes; Soleidae. The record is from RefSeq and is a predicted model, not a curated record. Gene Ontology annotation, biological process: G protein-coupled receptor signaling pathway. Gene Ontology annotation, molecular function: guanyl-nucleotide exchange factor activity; G-protein alpha-subunit binding.